Heteronotia binoei (common prickly gecko) is the source of this 3052-nucleotide messenger RNA. Its product is annotated as zinc finger protein 420-like. Bases 173 to 3052 code for a protein of 959 amino acids. Gene Ontology annotation, cellular component: nucleus. Gene Ontology annotation, molecular function: RNA polymerase II cis-regulatory region sequence-specific DNA binding; DNA-binding transcription factor activity, RNA polymerase II-specific. The record is from RefSeq and is a predicted model, not a curated record. Gene Ontology annotation, biological process: regulation of transcription by RNA polymerase II. The transcript has 8 exons. NCBI's taxonomy places the organism in Eukaryota, Metazoa, Chordata, Lepidosauria, Squamata, Gekkonidae.
UGUUUCCGCAUUUGGAAAGAGCACAGGAAGGGCUGCAGAGAAGCUGCAGCGGAGAAUAGCAGCGCAGCUGGAGCCUGGAAAAGUUUACUUAAAAAGAGAAGCCUCAGAUCGUAACCAAGUGAAUAAGAGGAAGUUUUCACACACAGAGGUGACCCAAGAGAAGGGGAAGGAGAUGGAAGAGCAGGACCCAGAAGGACCUGGAACGGGUAAAAGAGUAAGGAAAAGCCCCCAUCCCAUCCAUUCUGGAAGUGGUGUUGAAUUCUGGGAAAGAGCUGUGCCAGAGGUCCUGUCUAAAGACACCAUAACCUCAGAUGUGCAUUGCCAGCACUUCCGGCAGUUCCGCUACCAUGAGGCCGAUGGGCCCCGAGAGGUUUGCAGCCAGCUCCAUGGACUUUGCAGCCAGUGGCUGAAGCCGGAGAGGCACACCAAGAAGCAGAUUCUGGACCUGGUGAUCCUGGAGCAGUUCCUGACUCUCCUGCCCCAGGAAAUGCAGGGCUGGGUCAGAGGAUGUGGGCCGGAAACCAGUUCCCAGGCGGUGGCCCUGGCCGAAGGUUUCCUCCUGAGUCAGGCAGAGGAGAAGAGGCAGGCGGAACAGAUGCGGGAACCAUCUGUGAAGAUGGUAGCUACAGUCCCUGAGGCGAAAGGAGCCUUCUGGGAGCAGGGGCAGAGGGUGCAUGCUGAAGAUUGUGCCCAAGAUGUCCUCUCCUUUGGAACAGGCCGUGGAGAGAUGCUGUUGAGCCGUCGUCUUUUCAGAGGGGUGGAAACGGCUGCUGCGUCUACAGUCCAGGGUCCCUUUUCCCUGGAGGAGGUGUCCAUCUAUUUCACGGAGGCAGAGUGGGCCCUGCUGGAUCCGGGACAAAGAGCUCUGUACAAGGACGUCAUGCUGGAGAACUACGGGAACGUGGCCUUUCUGGAAUCCAGAAGUGUAAGCGAGGCUACGGUGGAGACAGAGAACGGCUUUGCAUUCGAAGAAAGGCUGGAGAGUUCUUCCAGAGGAUCCCAAGAGCAUAUUUCCUUCCUGAAUGAGCUGGCUGAGACAGACAAUGAGCAGAGGAAUGAGGAGGGGGAGGAACUUCAUCAGCAAACGCCAGAUAGAGUUAAAAAUGAAGACUUGAAUGAAAAUGUCAGGAAUCGAGGCAGACCUAAGAGAAAGAAAGGCGGUGGUAUGGUUGAGAAGCAUGACGGAAGAAAGCAGAAUGUAGAUUUUUCAAAGCAAAGGAUAAUGAAGGCAAGGAAAUCCAUUCAGUGUGGAAAGUAUUUCAGAAAGCGAUCACAGCUCCUUGUACACCAAAUAAUACACAGAGAGGAGAAACCUGAAUACUCAGAGAUGAGAUCAGAGUGUGGAAAGAGGUUUAGUACAAGUGGCCAUCUUCAAGAUCAUCAGAGAACUCACACAGGGGAGAAACCUUUUGAAUGCUCAGAGUGUGGAAAGAGAUUUAGUCAGAGUGGCAAUCAUCAAAGGCAUCAAAGGACCCACAAAGGGGAGAAACCUUUUGAAUGCCCAGAGUGUGGAAAGAGAUUUAGUCGGAGUGGCAAUCUUCAACGACAUCAAAGGACCCACACAGCGAAGAAACCUUUUGAAUGUUCAGAGUGUGGAAAGAGAUUCAGUGAAAGGAAAUAUCUUCAACGGCAUCAAAGAAUCCACACAGGGGAGAAACCUUUUGAAUGCUCAGAAUGUCGAAAGAAAUACAGUUGCAGUGAUAGUCUUCAACAGCAUCUGAGAACCCACACAGGGGAGAAACCUUUUGAAUGCUUCGAGUGUGGAAAGAGAUUCAGACAGAGUGGCACUCUUCAGUGUCAUCAGAGAACACACACAGGAGAGAAACCUUUUGAAUGUUUAGAGUGUGGAAAGAGAUUCAUUUGCAGUGGCGAUCAUCAAAAGCAUCAUAGAACCCACACAGGAGAGAAACCUUUUGAAUGCUCAGAGUGUGGAAAUAGUUUCAGUGAGAGACGCAAUCUUCUACAUCAUCAGAGAACCCACACAGGGGAGAAACCUUUUGAAUGUUCAGAGUGUGGAAAGAGAUUCACUAGGAGUGGCAGUCUUAUACAGCAUUGCCAAACCCACACAGGGGAGAAACCUUUUGAAUGCUCAGAGUGUGGAAAGAGAUUCAGUCAAAGUUGCGAUCUUCAAAAGCAUCAGAGAACCCACACAGGGGAGAAACCUUUUGAAUGCUCAGAGUGUGGAAAGAGAUUCAGUAUGAGUACCUAUCUUCACCGUCAUCAGAGAAUGCACACAGGGGAGAAACCUUUUGAAUGCUCAGAGUGCGGAAAGAGAUUCAGCCAUAGUGUCAGCCUUCAAAAUCAUCAUAAAACCCACACAGGGGAGAAACCCUUUGAAUGCUCAGAGUGUGGAAAGAGAUUCAGUCGGAGUGCCCAUCUUCAAGAUCAUCAGAGAACCCACACAGGGGAGAAACCUUUUGAAUGCUCAGAGUGUGGAAAGAGAUUCAGUUUCAGUGGCAGUCUUCAAAUGCAUAAGAGAAUCCACACAGGGGAGAAACCUUUUAAAUGCUCAGAAUGUGGAAAGCGAUUCAGUAGGAGCGGCAGUCUUCAGAAGCAUCAUAGAACCCACACAGGGGAGAAACCUUUUGAAUGUUCAGAGUGUGGAAAGAGAUUCAGCCAUAGUGUCAGCCUUCAAAAUCAUCAUAAAACCCACACAGGGGAGAAACCCUUUGAAUGCUCAGAGUGUGGAAAGAGAUUCAGUCGGAGUGCCCAUCUUCAAGAUCAUCAGAGAACCCACACAGGGGAGAAACCUUUUGAAUGCUCAGAGUGUGGAAAGAGAUUCAGUUUCAGUGGCAGUCUUCAAAUGCAUAAGAGAAUCCACACAGGGGAGAAACCUUUUAAAUGCUCAGAAUGUGGAAAGCGAUUCAGUAGGAGCGGCAGUCUUCAGAAGCAUCGUAGAACCCACACAGGGGAGAAACCUUUUGAAUGUUCAGAGUGUGGAAAGAGAUUCAGUACAAGGGGCAGUCUUCAAAAGCAUCAUAUAACCCACACAGGGGAGAAAACUUUUGAAUGCACUAUGUCUGUGCCCGGCUUGCCACAUCCAGACUCAUGA